Monodelphis domestica (gray short-tailed opossum) is the source of this 2538-nucleotide messenger RNA. Its product is annotated as vomeronasal type-2 receptor 26-like. The record is from RefSeq and is a predicted model, not a curated record. NCBI's taxonomy places the organism in Eukaryota, Metazoa, Chordata, Mammalia, Didelphimorphia, Didelphidae. Gene Ontology annotation, cellular component: plasma membrane. Gene Ontology annotation, biological process: G protein-coupled receptor signaling pathway. Gene Ontology annotation, molecular function: G protein-coupled receptor activity.
AUGCUCCUGCACCUUCCAGGAUCUGAGCACAGGAUGGGAAACCUCCCCUGCUUCCACCAGAUCAAUCCCCUAGUUUCUCAAGAUGGAGACCUGGUAAUUGGGAUCUUUUUAUCACUAUUCUCAGCUGAAGUGAACAGUAUUACAGGAGCAGACCUGUUUGCAAGUCCUCCUAACAAAGCUUGUAAGCCUUAUCAGUGGCUCCACAAAAAUUACCAGCAGGCUCUGGCUCUACUGUUUGCUGUAGAGGAGAUUAACAGAGAUUCCCAUCUGUUGCCCAACAUUUCCCUGGGAUUCCACCUCUACAACACUUACCACAGUGAUGAGAGAACCUUGGAGAGCUCCCUGAGGUGGCUGUCUGGCCAAGACCAGCCCAUUCCCAACUACAGCUGCAGGAAGCAGGACAAGGCUGUGGCUGUUAUUGGAGGAGUCACUUCAGCUCUCUCUGUCCAAAUGGGGACAAUACUCGACCUCUACAAGUUUCCACAGAUCAGCUAUGGCCCAUUUGAUGCAAUUCUUAGUGACAAGAUCCAGUUUCCUUCCCUCUAUCAGAUGGCCCCCAAAGACACUUCUCUCCACCAAGGUGUUGUCCAUUUAAUGGUAUAUUUUGAAUGGAACUGGAUAGGACUGGUUGUCUCAGAUGAUAUGAGAGGGGAAAAAUUCCUCUGGGAAAUAAGGGGGGAAAUGGUAAAGAAAGGUGUUUGUGUGUCCUUUACAGAAAAAAUCCCUGUCAGUGAAAGAACCCAAAUGGAAUCACAUAAGACCUUCAUGCCCAGGAUCAUGACAUCAUCAGGCAAAGUGAUUGUCGUCCAUGGUGACACGGAUUCAUUAAUGAUUUUGAGACAUUCACAAGUUCCUAUAUUCCAAAUAGAGAAGGUGUGGAUUGCCACGUCUCACUGGGACAUUACUAUGAGGCCCCUCUAUAGUCAAGGUUUUGCUUUCCAUGGGGCUCUCACAUUUUCAUACUUGACAAGAGAAAUUCCUGGAUUCAAGACUUUUCUUAAGACAGUUACACCUACAAAAUAUCCACAUGAUGCUUUACUGAGGGGAUUCUGGCUCUCUGCUUUUAGGUGCCCAAAUCAACCAGAAUACCUAGAACAAGAAUUAUGUUCACCCAAUGCUUCCUUGGACACUUUACCAUUGGGCUCUUUUGAUAUGACUAUGUCAGGCUUUAGCUACACCAUCUACAAUACUGUCUAUGCUGUGGCUUGGGCUCUCCAUGAAAUAUCUAGAAGAAAAUCAGAGAAAAGAUCAAUGGUAAAUGAAGAAUACUUAGUACCUUAUUCAUGGCAGCUUCACUCUUUCCUAAAGAAAACCCAAUUUACCAACAAUGCUGGUGACCAGGUGUUUGUGGAUGAGAGGAGAAGAUCUGAGGCUCAAUAUGCCAUUAUGAACUAUGUGUUCUUUCCAAAUGAAACUGACGCUCUGGUGAAAGUGGGGCAGUUUGUCCCCAAAGCUCAAUUUGGUCAAGAUUUCACAAUCUGGGAAGAUGCCAUAGUGUGGGGCUGGUGGGGCUCAAAGGUUCCCAGUGCUGUGUGUAGUGAAAGUUGUCUUCCUGGAUUUAGGAAGAGUCCUUUGGAGGGGCAGCCUAACUGCUGCUUUGACUGCUCUCCAUGCCCAGAAGGAGAAAUUUCCAGUCAGAAGGAUGUAGAACAUUGUACAAAGUGUCCAGAGGAUGAAUAUCCAAAUAAGCAGAGAGAACACUGCCUCCCCAAGGUUGUCACCUUCCUAAAUGUGAAAGAAUCUUUGGGGAUGACUCUGGCCUUCAUGGCUGUCUUCUUCUCUUUACUGACAGCUCUGGUUCUGGGGGUCUUUGUGAAGUUCCAAGACACUCCCAUAGUCAAAGCCAAUAACAGGACUCUCAGCUAUACUCUCCUCAUCUCCCUCAUCUUCUGUUUCCUCUGCUCCCUGCUCUUCAUAGGCCAUCCUACCACUACCACAUGUCUCCUACAACAAACAGUAUUUGCAGUUGUCUUCACGAUGGCUGUUUCCUCUGUUUUGGCCAAAACCAUCAUAGUGGUUCUGGCUUUCAAGGGUAUCAGGCCAGGGAGCAGGAUCCGCAUGUUCAUGGAUCCUAGAAUGUCUGUCUAUGUUGUCCUCAUCUGCUCAGGGUUGCAAGUGAUUUUCUGUGGCAUUUGGUUGGGAACUUAUCCCCCCUUUCCAGAGGUGGACACACACUCUCAAUAUGGCCACAUCAUCCUUAAAUGUAACGAGGGCUCUGCCUUUGCCUUUUACUGUGUCUUGGGCUACAUAGCCCUUCUGGCUCUGGGGAGCUUUAGUGUAGCUUUUCUGGCCAGAAACCUGCCUGACACCUUCAAUGAAGCCAAGUUCAUCACUUUCAGCAUGCUGGUGUUUUGCAGUGUCUGGAUCACUUUUCUGCCCACAUAUCAGAGCACAAAAGGGAAGGCCAUGGUGGCUGUGGAGAUCUUCUCCAUCUUGGCCUCCAGUGCUGGGCUACUGGGCUGCAUCUUUAUUCCCAAAUGUUAUAUCAUCCUCCUGAAGCCAGACAGAAAUACUCAGGGUCAGAUCAGGAAUAAAUGA